GUUAUUAACAUAAAAGCCGACGGCGACACUAACGAAUAUUUCUAUUUAUUAUUGUUAUUUUUUUUAAUAUGAAAAAUGAACGAUCCUAAUAAAGCGAUCAGUGUAAAUCUCUCCUCACUGCUCAGCUUGAAGGCGGAGUUGUCGCGGAAGCAGCUUGAGGUCAGGAAUGCGAAGGCCAGCAAACCGCCUGCAAAUGAGUUUCGGCCCAGUAAAAGCAGCAGCGACAAGAAGUCAAAGGAUCUCGGCUACAAGGCUGUCGGAAAGAGUGGAGAUGACGCCAAAGUGUACGAGGCAGAGGACUAUGACCAGUUGGCCAAGUCCCGCCGGGUUUUGGAGGCCAAGAGCAAGUUUUACGACAGGAUGAGCCGCAGCGGUGGCAGCCUCAACUCUGAUGACAACUGCCUCGUGAUGUUCAAUCGAAAGAAGCAGGAGGAGAACGAAGAGCACCUGCCACAGAAAUGUGAGACCCGCGAACGUCAGAGUAGCAGUAGUAGCUCAAGCGAAGACGAGAACGAGGGCAACGAGGAUGACGAAGUGGAAUACGUCGAUUGCCUGGGUCGAACUAGAAAGUGCCUGAGAAAAGAGCUAUUAGAGGCUAAGAGGCGCGACAGACAGCUGGCCGAGAGCAUGCCCGAGCGUCUCGAUCAAACGAAGGCUAAUUGGAUGAUAGAUACCAAAGGGAGUCGUGCCCAGAGCAGCGAUGACGACAACGAUGGCGAGCCCACUUAUGGACCACCACCUCCGGAAAGCGUCUUCAGCGAUGCUUUGUCCACAAUGACAAAGCACGACGAGCAGCGUUUGAACUGGGAGCGGAAGGAACAGGAAAACUUCGACAAACCUGACGUCCAUUAUCAAGAUGUCUUCUUCGACGAGGCGCGCACCCAUGGCGUUGGCUAUUACGCCUUCUCCACAGACGAGGAGGAACGCAAGCAACAGCAAAUCGCCCUAGAAGAAGCCCGAAAAGCCACGACCGCAGAACAGACCCGACGCGAUGAGAUGCGCAAAAAGCGGGACCUGCUCAUAGCCGAUCGAGUGCUCGCCGCCAAGAACAGAAUACGGGCACGCAACGGCAUGCCACCGAUCAGCAAGGCGGAAUACGAGCUCGAGCAGCAGCAAAAGAGAGAUAAAGAAACUGCCGAAGCCACGGCACGGGCGGAGGAGGAGCAGAAGAAGAAGGAAGCCAUCGACAAAAAGAAAGCAGAGGAGGAGGCUGAACUACAAGAAUUAAGAAAGGAGCACGUACGGGAUUGGGAUCGAGAUAAGCCCGGCGUCGCCACCAAGCGACGGGGCUCAGAAUCACCCGAGGAGGAGGAAGAGUGGAAGUACAAGGCCGAGCGGCUACCCAUGUCACAGGAAGAGUGGAACGAAAAGCAACGUGCUCAGCGGCAAGCAGAGUUUGCUCCUAUGCCAGAGCCGCCACCUCCUCUCAAGCGCAGCAACUUUAACAGCAUGCCACCGCCUCCGACGUGGGAAGGCGGGUCAGUGGAGCAAGAGUUCUGCAACUUUCACACCACCAAGCGGGAACGGACAUUCCAGCGACGCAACUACACCCCCGGCAACGACGACAAUUUCGAUGAAGAGCCAGGUACCUCCGGUCGUAGCCUGGGUGCCGCCAUUCCACCGCCACCUGGACUGGAUGACACUGCUGGCCCACCGACAGCGAAGAGGGCCAAGUCCCAGGCCGACCUGGAGCGCUCUAUUGAGGCGGGUUUGAGGUUUCUGCGCGAUAACUGCGACAAGGGUGUGCUAGCCAACAAGGCCACCUGGACGGCCAAGGCAGACUAUUAGGUCUGUUACAAGUUUAAAGUUUAUUGCUUUGUAUAAAGAAUAUAGAUUAGAAAAACUCCAUACGAUUUCUAUGCGGCUUGGGUUUCCUUAGGCCAAUUAUAAUAAAUUAUACAUUUAUUGUUAA
Molecule: messenger RNA, 1912 nt
Organism: Drosophila serrata
Lineage: Eukaryota; Metazoa; Arthropoda; Insecta; Diptera; Drosophilidae
Product: coiled-coil domain-containing protein 174
Cellular component (GO): nucleus
Source: RefSeq, a predicted model, not a curated record